Molecule: messenger RNA, 1329 nt
Organism: Ctenocephalides felis (cat flea)
Lineage: Eukaryota; Metazoa; Arthropoda; Insecta; Siphonaptera; Pulicidae
Product: sodium channel protein Nach-like
Exons: 9
Coding region: 1-1329 (442 amino acids)
Biological process (GO): sodium ion transmembrane transport
Cellular component (GO): membrane
Molecular function (GO): ligand-gated sodium channel activity
Source: RefSeq, a predicted model, not a curated record
AUGACGAAGAAGUUUUUUAAAAAUGUGCUAAACGAGAUUUUGGAAUUUACUCAGAGGACAGGACUUCAUUGUUUUAAGCAUAUUGGACGUGAAAAUGCACACUUGAUUGAGAGGACUUUGCCAGAAAAUGUAACUACAGAAGAACUUCUAAUUAAAUUUAGACGACUUGUAAAUUUAAUAUCAUAUAAAGAAUUCUCAGAGGAGGACAUAGAACUUCAAAAUAUAUUAGAUAUGAAUAAUAUAACGGGACACGAACUUUUAGAACAGCUUCAUCCUGAUAUAGAUGAUUUUUUGAAAUAUUGUAAUUGGAAAGGUGAAGGUGUAAGAUGCAGUGAUGUUUUUAAACGGGCGUGGACUUCUGAAGGUAUUCCUGCUAAACGAUUAAAGGUUUCUGGUUGUGGAGUUCUUACAGCUUUAAGUGUCCAUAUUGAUCCGCAUCCAGAAGAUUAUUUGGUUACUAGAUGGCCAUUAAUUGGUGCCCAUGUAAAAAUACAUGAAUCACUAUCAGUACCUGGUGACAAUGUAGCUACCAGGAUGAUAGCUGCUGGAAAGCAUGUCAGCCUUAAUUUGCUGCCAGAAAUGUAUUAUUGUACACAAGAAAUCCUUAACGCGCCAAUAAUGAAACGCAAUUGUCUUUUACCUAGCGAAAGUUACACUAAUGGAUCCAUAUUUAAUUUUUUUAUGUAUAGUUAUGAAACUUGUGCAGCCGCCUGUCGUUUGCACCUAGCUUAUGAACUUUGCGAUUGCCUACCUUAUCCAUAUAUAGGUUCAGGUAAGAUUGUGAGAGCCAAGAAGUCAAAAAGAUUUGGUGACAAACCUACAUGUGGUUGCAGACCAGAUUGUGAAUAUGUGGAUUAUCCAAUAGAGACAGCAUCAAGUACAUUGAGAGGGAAUCAUAGUGCAAAUCAAGCAGAUUUCAUAUUAAGUCAUGCUGAUGAUAAAAAAAUAGUUGUCCAUGUCGCUUAUAGAGAUGUUCUUGGAACACAAUAUAGGCUGCAGACAUAUGUAAGCUGGAAGCUCAUUUUAAUAAACGUAUCUGGAAUUCUCGGCGUCUGUACCGGAUUUUCAGUGCUAGCAGCAUUUGAAAUCUUUUAUUACCUAAGUAUAAGACGAUUAUUUAACUGUUUCGUAUCGAAUGAUAAUAAUAAUUUACCAGAACGUCAAAUUGAACCACAAAUUUUAAAUAGACGACGAUCAUAUCAAGCAUUUUAUCAAACUAGACGAAUUAUGGUGUCUACGGUUACGGAAAGCUUAGAAGCUAAGACGCCAAAAUUACGAGGAUAUCAUUAUGGAGGAAGUAGUAAUAUGAGGAUUAAAAAACAAGUGUGA